UGCAUAGGUUUUUCACUUGUUUGUUUCCUGGAAUUACAUGAUAAAAACCUAAUGCAAAGACAGCUCCUUGCAGCUUUGUUUAUGUAUGGGAUAUUUGUCUAAAUGUCUGCAAGUGAAAACAUAAUUAUUUUGAGAGAAAUCAACUUUGACCAGGCGGAAUGUAAUGAGAAAUAGUGUCGACAAAAAACAUUUGAUUCUUUCGAUCAUAUCAAGAAUUAGAAAUCAACAAACUUUUCGAAGACUAACCACUUCAAUUCAUUGUUUGAAUUAAUUACAAUAUAUGAUAAUGAAUAAUAAACGAAGACAUUUUGCUGAAAAGCUUCUAUUGGGAUCAUAGUAGAUUAGAUGUUGUGGUCCACUACAGCUUAAAAUAGGCUUUGCCUCAUCAGGAGAACACCUACAGUACAUCCUACACGUAACUAAGAAUACAUAAUUCAGGACAAUAUAGCAGUAGAAUACAUUACAGUAAUCUACAUUUGCUAAUAAUUUUAAGAGCAGAAAAAAUGAAUGAGACAUCCACCGGAUAUAAACAACAAUGAAUCAGUUAUUUGUAAUUCUACGGGGCGCAACGUGAUGAAGCUCUCAUAAUUUUAUUUGUACUUAAUUGCAAUCAGAAGUUAACGGCGCACACCAAAAUCACGCUCACGUGUUAUUAGCUACCGCGCAAAUGUGUGUGGUAGUAGUCCAUAGCGGUAUCGAAGAUUCGAAGUCGAAUGUUGCGCAUGCGCCCGUGUAGCAAGUCCAUUUUAUGGGUUGCUUUGUUUUUUUUCUACCUCUGGAAUUUUGUUUGGUUGGUGGCGCUGUGCGCAUGCCUUAUGCUGAUGCCGGUUAUGGCGGCGGUGUGUAUGUUUCCAUGAGGCGGCUAGCAAGAGCCAUUCCCACGGACUGAGAGAGCAAAGAGAGACCGAGGCCAUGGCUGGCGUGUUCGACAUUGAUUUGGACCAGCCAGAGGAAAAUGUCUCCGACGACGAGCUCGACGAGGGGGCCCAGAUCAGCGAGUACAUGGACCAGUGCAGCGGGUUCGAAUUCAACAUGGACGACUGUGAGAAGUUUGAAAUAUCAGAAGACAGUGUUAACAAGGGAACGGAACAAAUCCGCCCGGAAUGCUUCGAGCUGCUGCGGGUCUUAGGAAAAGGAGGCUAUGGCAAGGUUUUCCAAGUUCGAAAAGUAUCUGGAGCCACUUCGGGGAAAAUAUUUGCCAUGAAGGUCCUGAAGAAGGCCAUGAUCGUGCGGAACGCCAAGGACACGGCGCACACCAAGGCGGAGCGCAACAUCCUGGAGGAGGUGAAGCACCCGUUCAUCGUGGACCUCAUCUACGCCUUCCAGACCGGCGGCAAGCUGUACCUCAUCCUGGAGUACCUCAGCGGUGGCGAGCUGUUUAUGCAACUGGAGAGGGAAGGAAUCUUCAUGGAGGACACAGCUUGCUUCUAUCUGGCGGAGAUCUCCAUGGCCCUGGGGCACCUGCACCAGAAAGGCAUCAUCUACCGGGACCUGAAACCGGAAAACAUCAUGCUGAAUAACCACGGUCACGUGAAGCUGACGGACUUCGGACUGUGCAAAGAAUCGAUCCAUGACGGCACGGUCACCCACACCUUCUGUGGUACCAUAGAGUACAUGGCUCCAGAGAUCCUCAUGAGGAGCGGACACAACCGGGCUGUGGACUGGUGGAGUCUGGGAGCCCUGAUGUACGACAUGCUGACAGGCGCACCUCCCUUCACUGGCGAGAAUCGAAAAAAGACCAUUGACAAAAUUUUAAAGUGCAAGUUGAACCUCCCACCCUACCUCACUCAAGAAGCCAGGGACCUUCUUAAAAAGCUGCUUAAAAGAAACGCCUCAUUGCGACUGGGGGCGGGACCAGGAGAUGCCACAGAAGUGCAGACCCACCUCUUCUUCAGACACAUUAACUGGGAAGACCUCCUCGCACGGAAAGUGGAGCCUCCUUUCAAACCUUUCCUACAAUCGGCGGACGACGUGAGCCAAUUCGACUCCAAGUUCACAAGCCAGACCCCCGUAGACAGCCCCGACGACUCCACGCUAAGCGAAAGUGCCAAUCAAGUCUUCCUGGGGUUUACCUACGUAGCUCCAUCCGUGCUGGAGAACGUCAAGGAGAAAUUCUCGUUCGAGCCAAAAAUACGGUCGCCGCGACGAUUUCUGGGAAGUCCGAGAACACCUGUCAGCCCCGUAAAGUUCGCGGGAGCCGACUGCUGGCCCCGCGGCGCCUCGCUGCUGGGGGCCCCCGCCCUGCAGUCCCCCACGGAGCUGGCCAUGGAGGUGUCCGGCGUGGAGCAGAUGGACGUCACCGCCAGCGCCGAGGCCUCCGCCCCCCUCCCCAUCAGGCAGCCCUCGGGCACCAACACGGGGUCCUUCAAGAAGCAGGCCUACCCCAUGCUCUCCAAGAGGCCCGAGCAUCUACGUAUGAAUCUAUGACGUUCGGCUGAACUUAGGCUUCGGUUUGUUUUGUCUAUUUUUUUUUUUUUUCGUUUUUGUUUUUUAGGACAAUUACAGUUGGAAAAAACAAUAACUGAUCGCCAGCGCCACCAUUUCCUUCGACCGUGCACCCCCCCAGCCCCCCCCCCCAUCUGAUGAGCUUGUGUGCUGCAGUGGGCCGUAACGCCAAGACGCUGGCUGAUGCGGUCGCCCACCAUUCUCCCGGGGGGGUGGGGGUGGGGGGGGGGGUAGUUUGAUUGGUUAGGACUGGGCCUGACCCCCCAAAUAGCUAAGAUGAAUUUCUACUAUUAUACCUUUGCAGUGCGUCAGGGUAAAUGUGCGAGCGCAAAAAAAAAAAAAAAAGUUACCUAUUUCAGCAACAGCCGCUACAAAAAAAAAAAAAAAACUCUUUGAUUGGCCAUUUGCUGCAAGCUGGCUAAACGUGACAUGGUGCUCCAGUAGAUCAAAUGCUGUUGAGGAACUGCUUCCGUGAAUGCUUUAAAAUAAUUUUCCAGUGUUACUCUGGGUGCAGCAUUGCUUUCCUGUUCAGAAUGACGUGACUUAAAUCAAUGUUAUCUGAGAGACUGUAACAGAACUGACGAGAGGGGAAAUGACUUUACUUAGCAGGGAUGCCGUAGUCAGUCUUAUAUAUCCGAGCGCUGCAAAAAAACGUGCAGCCGCAACACUAUUAAACCAAGGAAUCGAUAUAUAUGACAGCCUCAAUAAAACAAAAAACGAAAUGUGUACUUUUUAAUACGGUUUUCUUUUUAAUUUCAAUUUCUCGUGGUUUGAUUGCGGAGUUGUUUGAGUGCGUACGGUGAGGAACUCAGGUUUUACUUUGUUUGUCCAACCGUUGACAAGAGAACAGUUUCAUCGAUGGAAAAGCCACUAGGAAACUGACUUGGUCCUUCAUCUGCAAGAUCUGUCAAUUGCCUCAAACCAUUAAAACACACUGAUUUAUGAAAGCA
Molecule: messenger RNA, 3395 nt
Organism: Anguilla anguilla (European eel)
Lineage: Eukaryota; Metazoa; Chordata; Actinopteri; Anguilliformes; Anguillidae
Gene: rps6kb1a
Product: ribosomal protein S6 kinase b, polypeptide 1a
Exons: 15
Coding region: 913-2427 (504 amino acids)
Biological process (GO): protein phosphorylation; signal transduction
Molecular function (GO): protein serine/threonine kinase activity; ATP binding
Source: RefSeq, a predicted model, not a curated record